This is a messenger RNA of Durio zibethinus, 1499 nucleotides long. RefSeq names its product E3 ubiquitin-protein ligase SINAT2-like. Gene Ontology annotation, cellular component: cytoplasm. The record is from RefSeq and is a predicted model, not a curated record. Gene Ontology annotation, biological process: ubiquitin-dependent protein catabolic process; multicellular organism development. Gene Ontology annotation, molecular function: zinc ion binding; protein binding; ubiquitin protein ligase activity. NCBI's taxonomy places the organism in Eukaryota, Viridiplantae, Streptophyta, Magnoliopsida, Malvales, Malvaceae.
AAAAGCAUGGCCAUCAUUUGAUUGAUGCCAAACAAGUUUUUCCUUCAUUUUCCCAUGUGUUCGGUUUAAAACUCGGAAAUAGAGAGUGAAGCCUCUCAAAAGCGGAUAAAUAUAAAUAAUUUAAGUAGUUGAUCAGAGAUUUUGCCAGACUUGGAGUAGCAAUGGCUCCUGGAGGCAGUGAGUGCAAAGAAGUUGUUGAAUCUCAUUCUGCUAUUGCAGAUACUGACAUUGCUACAACAAAGUCCGAGAGUAAUACUACAACGAUGAAAAGUGCUGUUAGUUUUGUUGGAAAACAUUUAAUUCAUUCAGACAAUGGUGUUUAUGAGCUCCUUAAGUGUCCUGUAUGCACAAAUUUGAUGUACCCACCAAUUCACCAGUGCCCAAAUGGACACACUUUGUGUUCAAACUGCAAGACUCGAGUGCACAACUGUUGCCCAACGUGCCGCUAUGAUCUUGGAAAUAUAAGGUGUUUAGCUUUGGAGAAAGUUGCAGAAUCCUUGGAAAUCCCUUGUAAAUACCAGAACCUAGGGUGCCAUGAUAUCUUCCCCUAUUACAGCAAGCUUAAGCAUGAGCAAUGCUGUUGGUUUCGUCCUUACAAUUGCCCUUAUGUUGGUUCAGAGUGCUCCAUCACAGGUGACAUCCCAACUCUUGUUGCACAUCUCACGGACGAUCAUAAGGUUGACAUGCAUGAUGGAUGUACCUUCAACCACCGAUAUGUCAAAUCAAAUCCACACGAAGUUGAAAAUGCCACAUGGAUGCUUACUCUGUUCAAUUGUUUUGGAAGACAGUUCUGCUUGCAUUUUGAGGCUUUCCAGGUUGGCAUGGCACCUGUCUAUAUGGCCUUUUUAUGUUUUAUGGGUGACAAUAAUGAAGCAAAAAAGUUUAGUUAUAGUUUGGAAGUUGGUUGCAAUGGCCGUAAACUAAUAUGGCAGGGGAUUCCCAGGAGCAUCCGGGACAGUCAUCGGAAAGUUCGUGACAGUCAGGAUGGACUUAUUAUCCAAAGGAACUUAGCUCUAUACUUUUCUGGUGGCGAUAGGCAAGAGCUGAAGUUGAGGGUAACUGGCCGUAUCUGGGAGGAAGAAUGAGAUAGGAAACCAUGGAGAAUUGAGUUUGUUUUGUACAGUUUCGAAAAUUUCCAGAGUCUCAAUCGACAAACAGUUGAAGCUUUCAUUUUUACGAUCAGGGCUUUUUUUUGUAUUUACAUGGGAUAUGUCCUCUACAGUCUAAUCCCUUUGCUGACGGCCGCCUUCUGCUGAAUCUUUAGUGGAGGAAAUGAUGAUUUGUACGAGUCAACUUGGUUGCUCAAAGUUUAUUCCGGCAACAUGUAUGGAACGAUCUUUUGGCUGUGAUUGCUGUUGGCUUCCUGUAUUAAACCGCUUCUCCAAUAUUUCAAGUUUUAUUUUGAUCAUGUGCUCUGUUUUUCGCCUUGCCUUUUGUAUUCUUUUUUUCGUACUAGACGUGGGGUGAUUGUGAUCCUGAAAAUUUUAUGAGAAAAGAAC